Messenger RNA from Pyricularia oryzae 70-15, 681 nucleotides. RefSeq lists its product as uncharacterized. The record is from RefSeq and is a predicted model, not a curated record. Lineage: Eukaryota; Fungi; Ascomycota; Sordariomycetes; Magnaporthales; Pyriculariaceae. The transcript is spliced from 3 exons. Bases 1 to 681 code for a protein of 226 amino acids.
AUGAAUCCUUUUUAUUUUAUUCUUUGUUUUAUUACGCUAGUAAGCAGCGUUGCAGUAAAUCCGGCUCACCAUGAGAAUAAUCUUGAGGCGAGAACCAGCAGUGGGAGGGGCUCGACAGCUCAGGACGCGACACUUGGAAUUCCUCCACCCCUUAACGUCGAUCCAAAAAGAGUGCAGGUUUGGAUACGCCUCGACAAGACCAUUCCGACAGAAGACUUUUACAAAAAUGAUCAGGGCUUUACGCACACUGCAUUGAAGAACCUUAUCAGAGAAGCAGGCGGCCAGCAUACCGAUGUAGUUGUUGGUAACAAGGACAAAUGGAUCGAAUAUGGGAUGUUUUUCGAAAGAGGACCAUGGGCGGAUUCUGCUGAAAGCGCCUUGGGUUACCCCACAAGAGUUAGAGUUUACGACCUGAAACCCAAACAAAACGUUAAAUGGACUUACGUGGGAUUGCUUGAUGCUAGCAUCAAAUCGCCAGUUGAUCCUAUCUUGUUGGAAGAAGCCAGGAAGCUGGGAGGACACAGUUAUUCAACCGAAACUUGGAAUUGCUCAGUCAAUGCUAUGAGUCGGGCGGUCAUGCAGCCCCUUUUCAGCCUCUUAGGUCAUCCCUCCGGUGGCAGAAUCAGUAAUGCUGCUGGAACAACAGUGACCUUUCCGCAGAUUGGAUCCCCGGUUCGAUAG